Messenger RNA from Aureobasidium subglaciale EXF-2481, 502 nucleotides. RefSeq lists its product as uncharacterized. Gene Ontology annotation, cellular component: membrane; oligosaccharyltransferase complex. The record is from RefSeq and is a predicted model, not a curated record. Lineage: Eukaryota; Fungi; Ascomycota; Dothideomycetes; Dothideales; Saccotheciaceae. Bases 1 to 495 code for a protein of 164 amino acids. Gene Ontology annotation, biological process: protein N-linked glycosylation. The transcript is spliced from 3 exons.
AUGGCUCCCAAGAAGAACGCCGCUGCUCCUGCUCCUUCUCAGGUGCCCCCUUCGAUGGCCAAGCCUUCCCACGGCCAAACAUCUGCUUCGUCGGCGCCAACCAAGCCCAUUGCCGCAUCAGCAAAGGCCACCUCCGCUAGAACCACUGUCCGCAACUCAUCAGAUGCUCAAGAGAUCGCUUUGGCCGUCUGGGACCGCUAUGUUCAGGACACCCCUCAACGUGUCAAGCUGAUUGAUGUCUUCAUGACCUUCCUCAUCUUCGUCGGCGCUCUUCAAUUCCUUUACUGUGUCAUUGGCGGAAACUACCCCUUCAACGCUUUCCUCUCCGGUUUCUCUGCUACCGUCGGCCAAUUUGUUCUUACCGCCAGCUUGAGAAUCCAGACCAACCCCCAGAACAAGGCCGAUUUCGGCUCCAUAUCACACGAAAGGGCUUUUGCGGAUUAUGUCUUUGGAAGUCUAAUUCUUCAUUUCUUCUGCGUCAACUUCAUCAACUGAGGCCUCU